Messenger RNA from Anas platyrhynchos (mallard), 15880 nucleotides. It is a transcript of the gene GRIN2A, whose product is annotated as glutamate ionotropic receptor NMDA type subunit 2A. NCBI's taxonomy places the organism in Eukaryota, Metazoa, Chordata, Aves, Anseriformes, Anatidae. Gene Ontology annotation, biological process: monoatomic ion transport. Gene Ontology annotation, molecular function: ligand-gated monoatomic ion channel activity; signaling receptor activity. The record is from RefSeq and is a predicted model, not a curated record. Gene Ontology annotation, cellular component: membrane.
CUGACGAGGGGGGCGGCGGGGCUGUGGGCGGCGGAGCGGAUCGGAGCGGAUCGGAUCGGAUCGGCCGCCGGGUGGUUCCCGUGGCGCCUUCGGGAGGCGCCGCUGCCCGCCCCCGGCGCUCGCAAGAGACUAAGACGAGCCGGGGCUCAGAGAUGCCGUCCUGGGGAACUGCCGCAGCAAUAUUGCAACUGCCCUUUGAACAGCCAGAAAAAUAAAUAAAUAAAUAAAUAAAUAAAGCUAAAAAAGGCAGAAGAACUGAAAAAAAGAAAAGGAAAAAGAAAAAUGGAAAGCCAUGAAGAUGCCUAAAUGCUUGCGGCCAAAAGUAAAGAGCGAAUCUCAGUUGCGCUGCCUCUGCUAAAACUUGACGAUGCGGGCGGCGCGGAGCUGCCGGCCUCGCGGUUCCUGCGGCGGGCACGAGUUGCGGGCGGCCGCCCGGGCACCAGGGACCCUGUUUUCCACCGCGCUGCUUGAGGAGGAACCUGCUGGGAUGAGCGGCACGAACAGGAGAGCGGAGCGGAGGCGGCGAGCCCUACAGGGAUUCCGUGAAGAGAUGAAGUAAACCGAUGCAGCGAUGCUCGUUCGUGCAACACCCUCCCCUUCAGCACCAGUGUCAACUUCACAUCUGAGAUCAGCAGUUCUGAGAUGCUCAAGUGAAUGCUGUGUCAGAGGAGGGAGAAGAAUUAAGAGAGAAUAUCGUGCUUCUGAACCUCUUCCAGAAACGCAGUUAGACUGUGCGUGAGCAGCAGCUGCCUAGGACAGAGUUCCAGAAAUAAAACAGCAUGUUUCUGGGAUGCCUUGAGAUGUAUGAAGUAUUUGGACUGGGGUUUCCAGCAGACCCUGGCUUACUUCUAUCAUUAUAAGCUAAAGCACUUCUUCCUAUUAGACUGGGACUAAGUUUUAAAUAGACGUUUGCAACAAAGGAAAAUAGACUUCAAUUUUUUACCUAUUUUAGGAGAGCAAGGUUAAGAAGAAGGAUGGCAAUGUCUUUUUUUAAUGAUUUCUGCCAUUCUAAUUUUGUUAGCCAUCCAGGAAGAAUUUUAAUGGGUCUGUCUUCUGAACUUGUGCCUCGUUUUCUGCCUUGCCUGUGGGAGACCAGUUGUAACACUACCUAUCAUUGGCAAGUCAACUUUCUGAGGGAAUGUAAGAGGCUUGAAUUGAAACUAAGAUGAAGAACAAGUUAUAAAAAGCUGCUAAAGUUUGCAUUGUGUCCAGAAUCUUUCUAUUUAAAACCUCUGUUGAAGAUACACAGUUUUCCUCUCUAUUUUUCUUAUACAAUGUGAUCAGUUUUACAGGGGACAAAGCUGGCAAAGAUGAGGAAAAUUGGCUGUGCUCUCCUGGUACUCCAAGCUCUUCUGGCGCCUCUGGAUCUUGUUCAUGGAGCAGAGAAGAGUUAUCCCAUCCUGAACAUUGCAGUGAUUCUGGGAAGAACAAAGUAUAUCACAGAGAGAGAUAUCAGAGGUCUGUGGACCAGGGAAAUGUCUGCAGACCUGACUGUUGAUGUCAAUGUAGUGACCCUUCUGGUGAACCAGACUGACCCUAAAAGCAUCAUAACACAUGUUUGCGACUUGAUGUCCGGCACCAAGAUCCAUGGAGUGGUUUUUGGAGAUGAUACUGAUCAGGAGGCGGUAGCUCAGAUUUUGGAUUUUAUUUCAUCGCAGACUUCUAUUCCAAUUCUUGGAAUUCAUGGUGGGGCCUCCAUGAUAAUGGCAGAUAAGGAUGUGAUGUCAACGUUCUUCCAGUUUGGGGCUUCUAUCCAGCAGGAGGCCAUUGUCAUGCUGAAGAUCAUGCAGGAUUAUGACUGGCAUGUGUUUUCUCUGGUGACCACGACUUUCCCUGGAUAUCGAGACUUCAUCAAUGUCAUUAAGACCACAGUGGAAAAUAGUUUUGUGGGCUGGGACAUGCAGAACAUCAUCAUACUUGAUACUGCCUUUGGAGAUGCCAAGACGCAAAUUCAGCUGAAGAAAAUUCAUUCAUCUGUCAUCCUGCUGUAUUGCUCCAAAGAUGAAGCUAUCUACAUACUGGAUGAGGCUCGCUCCCUGGGCCUUACUGGCUAUGAUUUCUUUUGGAUAGUUCCCAGCCUGGUUAGUGGUAACACAGAAAUCACCCCCAAGGAGUUUCCUUCAGGACUCAUUUCAGCAUCUUAUGAUGAGUGGGACUAUAGCUUAGAAGCUCGGGUGCGGGACGGCCUUGGGAUUAUUGCCACUGCUGCAUCAGCCAUGCUGGAAAAAUACUCCUUCAUUCCUGAAGCAAAAACUAGCUGCUAUGGUCAACUGGAGAAAAACGACCGGCCAUCUCACACCUUGCACAAGUUUAUGAUGAAUGUGACUUGGGAAGGUAAAGAUUUGUCCUUCACAGCUGAUGGUUAUCAGGCACAUCCCAGGCUGGUGGUGAUUGUACUGAACAAAGAUCGCGAAUGGGAGAAGGUGGGGAAGUGGGAGAACAACUCACUGAGCCUGAAGUACUCUGUCUGGCCAAGGUACAGCUCUUUUGCAGACAGUGAACCGGAUGAUAACCAUUUGAGUAUUGUCACCUUGGAGGAGGCUCCCUUUGUCAUUGUUGAGGAUGUGGAUCCUUUGAUGGAAAGUUGCCAAAAAAACACCGUGCCAUGUCGUAAAUUUGUCAAAAUUAACAACUCAACUAAUGAGGGAACUAAUGUAAAGAAGUGCUGCAAAGGAUUCUGCAUUGAUAUCUUGAAGAAAUUGUCUAAAACUGUCAAGUUCACGUAUGACCUGUAUUUGGUGACUAAUGGGAAACAUGGCAAAAAAGUCAAUAAUGUAUGGAAUGGAAUGAUUGGUGAAGUGGUAUAUCAUCGUGCAGUUAUGGCUGUGGGGUCUCUCACUAUUAAUGAAGAGCGCUCUGAAGUGGUUGACUUUUCAGUGCCAUUUGUUGAGACUGGGAUUAGUGUCAUGGUGUCACGGAGCAAUGGCACAGUUUCACCAUCUGCUUUUCUAGAGCCUUUUAGUGCUUCCGUCUGGGUGAUGAUGUUUGUGAUGCUUCUCAUUGUGUCCGCCAUGGCUGUCUUUAUAUUUGAGUAUUUUAGCCCUGUAGGAUAUAACAGGAACUUAGCACAAGGGAAAGAUCCCCAUGGACCAUCCUUCACCAUUGGCAAGGCAGUGUGGUUACUCUGGGGCUUGGUAUUCAACAACUCUGUACCUGUGCAAAACCCCAAAGGGACGACCAGUAAAAUCAUGGUGUCAGUUUGGGCCUUCUUUGCUGUCAUUUUCCUGGCUAGUUAUACUGCCAACUUAGCUGCAUUUAUGAUUCAAGAGGAAUUUGUUGACCAAGUGACUGGACUGAGUGAUAAGAAGUUUCAAAGGCCACAUGAUUAUUCACCUCCUUUUCGAUUUGGAACGGUCCCAAAUGGAAGCACAGAGAGGAAUAUCAGAAACAACUACCCUGAUAUGCACCUUUACAUGACAAAGUAUAAUCAGAAAGGAGUUGAAGAUGCCUUGGUCAGCUUGAAAACUGGGAAGCUGGAUGCUUUCAUCUAUGAUGCAGCAGUGCUGAAUUACAAGGCUGGAAGAGAUGAAGGCUGCAAACUUGUCACAAUAGGCAGUGGAUACAUCUUUGCCACUACGGGCUAUGGAAUAGCACUUCAGAAAGGAUCACCUUGGAAGAGACAAAUUGAUCUAGCCCUCCUUCAAUUUGUUGGUGAUGGGGAAAUGGAAGAGUUAGAAACCCUUUGGCUGACUGGCAUUUGCCACAAUGAGAAGAACGAAGUCAUGAGCAGCCAGCUGGAUAUUGACAACAUGGCAGGAGUGUUUUACAUGCUUGCAGCAGCCAUGGCACUCAGUUUAAUAACCUUUAUCUGGGAACACUUAUUUUACUGGAAACUUAGAUUCUGCUUCACUGGAAUCUGCUCAGAUAGACCGGGAUUAUUGUUCUCAAUCAGCAGGGGUAUUUACAGCUGCAUUCAUGGAGUACAUAUAGAAGAAAAAAAGAAAUCUCCUGACUUUACUUUGACCAAUUCCCAAUCCAACAUGUUAAAACUACUACGAACAGCAAAAAAUAUGACUAGUAUCAAUCCUUCAAGAAUUAACUCCCCCAAAAGAACAGCUGAUUUUAUUCAGAGGGGUUCCUUGAUUAUGGACAUGGUCAUGGAUAAGGGAAACUUGGUGUUUUCUGAUAACAGAUCCUUUCAGACAAAGGACAACUUUUUUGGUGAAAAUGUGAGUGAACUGCAGACACUUCCAGGCAAUCGGCACAAGGACAAUCUUAACAACUAUGUUUUCCAAGGUCAGCAUCCUCUCACGUUGAAUGAGUCCAAUCCAAAUACAGUAGAGGUUGCAGUAACAGCAGAAACAAAAGUGAACUCCAGACCCAGGCAGCUUUGGAGGAAAUCUGUUGAAUCUUUACGUCAAGAAUCUGUACGUCAGAGCCAAGGUUCCCAGAGGGAAAAUGGGUCAGAUGAAAACAGGCAACUUUCAGUGAAAAGCCAAAGAUACCUUCCCGAAGAGGUUGUCCAUUCAGAUGUAUCAGAGACAUCAAGCCGAGCUACUUGCCAUAUGGAACCAGAAAAUAACAACAAGCACCACAAAACCAAGGACAAUUUUAAAAAAAGAACAAUAGCAUCAAAAUACCCAAAAGACUGUAGUGAAGUGGAACUAACAUAUCUGAAAACCAAGCAGAGCUCUCCACGGGAUAAAAUCUACACAAUCGAUGCUGACAAUGAGCCAGGAUUCCGCUUGGACACACCUCAGUACAUUGAAAACAUUGUCCUUCCAGAAACUAUAGAACUUCCUGAUGUUUAUCAAGAUCACAAUGACAACUACAGGAAAGCAGAGCAUGCUAACAGGACUCCCCUACAUAAUGAAGACAGUCUUCCAAAUAAUGACCAGUAUAAACUUUAUGCAAAGCACUACAGUUUAAAAGAUAAAAAUGCUUCCCUAGUUGACAUGAAUGAUAGAUACAGACAGAAUUCCACCCACUGUAGGAGCUGUCUUUCUAAUUUGCCCACUUAUACAGGACAUUAUUCAGGCAGAUCUCCCUAUAAAUGUGAUGCAUGCUUGCGGAUGGGGAACCUCUAUGAUAUUGAGGAAGAUCAGAUGCUGCAGGAUACAACGAACUUAUCACUUCCUGAAGAAAUAUACGAACAUAGUUGGUCACAUAAUAAUGCUCUGCAGUAUCAUAAAAAAAACAAGUUGAGGAUUAGCAGGCAACAUUCUUUUGAUAAUAUUGCUGAUAAAUCCAGGGAAAUUGAUAUUGGAAGACCUGCUCGUAGUAUAAGCUUGAAAGAAAAAGAAAAGUUUCUACAAAGUAGUCCAUAUGCAAGCAUGUUUAGUGUUCCCUCAAGCAAACUGUUGAGCAACAAAGCCUCACUUUUAACUCAUGCUCUGGAGGACAGUAAGCGGAGCAAGUCCCUGUAUCCUGUUCACUCAGAAGAUAAUCCCUUUCUGCACUCGUAUCGUGACGACCAGCACUUAUCUCUUAGGCGAAAUCCACCUGAUUUUUAUAAAUAUUCAUUACCAUCCAAAGGAAGAAAUGAUAAUUAUUUAAGGUCAUCCAUAAAGUCUACAGCAUCAUACUGUUCGAGGGAUGGUCGGAUCCAUAAUGACAUGUACAUUUCAGAGCAUGUUUUGCCUUAUGUUGCAAAUAGGAAUAGCGUGUACUCAACUCCAAGGGUUUCAAAUUCCUGUAGCAAUAGACGUGUGUAUAAGAAAAUGCCUAGCAUUGAAUCAGAUGUUUAAAUUUUCCAUGAACGCUUUAUCUAUAGGGAAAAAUAGUUGCCACCAUCUUAGAGGGAGAAUAUUUUCUUUAAUAGUAUCCUGCUGUAGUAAAUGAUAUAUAAACCUCUCCCUUUCUCAGUGUACUUUUGUACAUGAAUAGAUAAACUAGUAUGCUCUCAACCAUCCUUUUAAAAUAUGUCUUGUUGAAAAGGAGAAAAAAAUAGCCAUUUAUGUAUACUUUAUAUAAAUGGCGAGCUGUACGGGAAUAGCCCUAAUAUAUGUUGGCAACUAUGCUGUUUUGUAUCUAAUUAUUUUACUAUUUUGGUUAUUCUAAUUUCUGUUGCUAAGUAUCAUUCAAUGUACUUUUGUCCUUAGAAAUGUUUAAUGAUUUUUUAGUACUGGAUAAGCAAUAUGGUAUGCAUGUACUACGACACAGACAAAAAGAAUUAGGAAUGCAUUUGCACAGUUAAAGAAAAAAAAAAAAAAGAUUAAACAGACAGCUAGGCUUUCAAAAAUAUAUUUUAGCUUCAUAAUCAUUUUCAAAAAAAAAAAAUCAGAAAAAAAAAAACCUCCAAGCCCCAGAACCUUAAUUAAUAUAACACAAUAUGUUAGCACAAAAUUAAUACAUUCAUUCUAGACUGAUAGAAAAUAAAUGGGAAGACCAUAGACCCAAACAUGUGAACUGCUGUGUACCAAAAGGAAGCCCUGUAGAUUUUGGUUAGUUAAUAUACAAAUGCUGUUCUUAUAUUUCACAUGCACUUGCCAUUACAAGCUAGGUUCACUGAAAAGUCUGCAGUCAUCUUGUCAAAAAAUUCACAGCUGCCUAAUCCAGAGUAUAUAUUUUUAACAAUCAGUAUGUGUCCCUUAUUGUGGAGCUGUGGUCAUCAUUAGUAACCUUGAGACCUAAUAUGUAUGUAAGUUUGCAUUUGCCCCUUACUGGUGAUUACUCAGGGUUGUAUAGUAUUUCUUUUAUUUCUUCACUUCCCAAACCAAAUCCCAACCCACAGUAGUUCUUUGUUUUUAGCAUGUUAGUGAUAUCUAAUUAACUGUAUGUUAAUAUUACUAAAGCUGUUAAUACAGUAUCAAAUACCAACAGCCAUAUAUUCAGUGUUAUCAGCAAGGAACGCAAUACUGUUUAUUUGCACAUACCAUGAAGGAUUAACACCUUGUAAGGGACUUGUUCCUUCUGGAAUAUCAUACAUAUUUGUUGAACAUCAGACUAGUUUCUUAACCUCUCUAAUCAAAUCUGUCAUAUAAAUUGAAUAUGUGCACACAGCUAAGGAAGAGUAUCAUCACUCACCAAUAUGUAAAGAUAUUCACAUAACAAGGAUGACUUUCAUUUUUAGUAAAGGUUAAUCAGGAUGUUUCAAAAACAAAGUGUGUUGUACACACCUCUCUCCAUGCCCUAUAAUCAUAAGGGAGUGUGGCAGGGAUGAGAGGAAGUCUUUUGUGAGUAGAGUAUAUAGUUGUAAAUUUUAUUUAAACUAAAGAAGUAAAUUGGUAAUAUAUUUAAAUACUGAAAGCAUCAACAGGUGGUGCUCUGCCAUUCUCCUGGUAUUCUAAGAAUUGCUCUAUUUUUUUGUGUGUGUAGAGGAAGUUUAGAUUAUUCAAGUGUUAUUCCUUACAUUUCACUGAAGAUCAGUGAACAGGGAAACCAUUACCACUGUGAAUUGGAAAAUGUAAAUAUUACCCUAACUUUUCCCUAAACUAAAAUUCUUCUCAAUAGAAAAAUACUUACAUCAGCUGUAAUUGUAUAUCUGCACGCCAGAGGUACAGUAUGCAAGUUGGUUAGUGUGGAGUAGCAUAAUUCAGAGGAGAGCUGCAAAUGGGAAGUAAUAUAGAUGAUGCAUAGGGAUAGACAAAUGUGGCUUAUUGAUUUUUUGUUUACAAUUCUUUAAUUAAACAGAUUUGAGCUGACUUUAACUACCAAACAGUCCACAAUGAGUUCUUAGUAUUUAAAAAUUUAAUUGUGCAUUCACCAUAAAGGUGAAGGAUGAUAUUUUUGAAGGAAUAAAAUGCACAGGGAAUUGGGCUUUCCAAAUCCCUUCCCAGCUUCCAAAAAUCUUAGUAUAUCUUAUUACAUCUAUGUUCAGAAAGCAUAUCUAUGGCCAUCUUCACUCUGUCCAGAAUAAAUAUCUUCUGAGUAUUCCUUAUUCAACAUUUAGUCAUAAUUAUUGUAUGUCAUUAACAUGAUCUGCUUUCUGGUGCCUCACUGCCUCCAGUUCUUAUAAACAGAAGAUCCUUGACUGCCCUUGCAGAGAUUCCUAUCUCAUAGAAAUAGUUGUAUGAGCUAAGCAGGGCUAGGAUGUUUAUGGGUGGGAUGAACACUACUUGUCAUAAAUGAAAACCCUCUCCCAUGUGUAUAAAAUAUUUGACUUUGGUCUACAGGAAGGCAAAUGCACUAAAGGUAUAAAUAUUGUUGUAACAAUUAAUUAAAAUAUUUGAGGCAAAUUUUCAUUUUCCAUCAUAGUAGACUAAGUAAAAUCUUAAGUAUUUUGAACUACUUGGUGUGUUUCAGCAGACUGGCAAUUUGUUGGUGUCAUACCAAAAAACUAGGUUGUAAGUUGCUGAGAAGUUUACCAAGCAAAUCGUGAAGCUCAGUGGUGGCUUAUCAUCUUAAAGCACUCAAAACAUUGACUGCAAGUUGUUUGUAAUAUCAUCUCUAUCUGCAGCUAGAUGCCCAUACUUCAAUAUGUAGACAAAUACUGUAUAUAACGUUCUGGGAAAGAAAAAUUCCCAAUUACAACAUUUUCUAAAUAAACUGUUGAAAUCCAAAUGUAAACAUCCUAAACCCAGGUGGAUUUAUCCUUCUGUGGGGUAUCCUUCUGUACACUAUGAAAUGUACAAGCAAAUUAACUAAAAAAACCUAUACUGCAGUGUUUGCUGUUUCUGAUUUGAGCAGAUAUCAGGUGACAGUAGAGAUUUGUUAUUAGCUACAAAUGUGUAAAACAAUCCCACACCAAACCAAAUUAAAGAGACAGACGGAAGACUUGACAAUGUUGCACAGCAGUUGCUCACAUGGAAAUAAAAAAUGCUGCCUUAUAAGAAAAAAAAAAAAGAAAAAAAAAGACAGAUACUGAAAGUAGAGGGAUAAGAAUCUGCAUGCAUUUGUGGUUUUGAUCUUGGCAUAUAUUAUGACUGAAUCCAAGGGGAAGAAAAGGCUAAAAUGUAGGGUUUUAGAUGAGUAGUUGGUGAGGUUGUUGGUGUAUACAUGUAAAGAAGAUGAAGCUGAGAAGUUGAAGGAAAAGCUUUUAAGAGUAGAGCCAUAAACCACAGCUUAUGAGACUCAGACGUGUGGAAUUCUGAAUAUUGCCUGAGCUUUGUUGAUAUAUUUGCGUUGACUUUCAAUUAAACUGAGAUCAAGUCUUUCUGUAUUUCCCUCUCUCUCACUCUAGCUGCUGCUAUUCUUGAAGAGGAGAAAAGAAUCUUCCUGCAUAAGUGGCCAUCCUUUCUGUACCUUUCUGGAUGGUGCUGGUGACUUGUUACAUUUUCCUGAUUACAGCUCUAGCAGAUUGUUGGUCAUUCCUAUCACCAAGAAUUCCCGUGACUCCAGCUGGAACUGAAUCAGGCUGUAAAUGAUAUGGGCCAUUCUUGGUAGCAUGUCCCGUAGUGUUACACUGCUCCUGGACAACAACUUUUAUGGAGGCAGGAUAUUGAGUUGCUGAGGAAUGGAGUAGGUACAUGGAGGUAAAAACAGCUACAUAGACAUGCCUGCCUCUUGCUUUUUUCCUCUUUUAACGACAUUGUAGAAUUUCUUCAUGUUUUUUGUUAUUCCCUUUUCACCACAGUAAAAUUACUUUUUUCUUUCAAAUGGAUUUUGUGUUCUGCUUGUGUUUCAUAGAGCAGUGUAGCCACCCACUAACUUAAAAGCAUGGAAAUAAGAUACAUUAAUAUAUAAGAUAAAAUUAAUGAAAAUUAAGAGUUCUUUGUAUUUCUGGAAACUUUCAUUUAAUGUUUUGGUAGCUUUUGCUCAGAAUUCAUUAUUCUGCUAUUUGAGAAGCUUGGUUAGGAAAAAGAGUGCUGUGGACAAACUGAAACCAAAUCACCACCAGCUCCCCAUGUUUUGGCAGCAUCUCAUGAACCUGUCUCUCUUUCUGUGAUCUUUCAGGAACAUGAGGUAAAUUAAGGCUUACAAUAAAACUGAGGGAAAUAUAGACCAGUAUAAAACUAAGAUUAGUAUAUAUAAAACUAAGGUGGUGUUUUUUGUUUUUGGUUUUUUGUUUUUGUUUUUUUGUUUUUUUUCCUGGUGAAAAUAAAUCUCAUAGAAUUCCAAAGGUAGCAAAAACUAGAGCUGUGUAGUCUUGAAUUUCUGUGCUGGAAAGCUAAGCUCUUUCUGUCACCAGCUGGGGGAGAGAGGUAGAGAGAGAAAGCUCCCUCCUGAUGGCAGUUCAGAGCACUAAAGGCUUGGAAGCAGUUAUGCUGGUGAUGUUUCCUGAAAGUAUUCCUCUCUCUUUCUGUUGACUUUUUAGAAGCUACAGGCUUCUAACUUAGCCAUUUCAAAUAGGCGUGCGUAGUAAAGUAAUGGUCUAUUUAUCUCCAGCCUUUAAAUCUGCUAAAUUGAAUCUGCAAGUGAAUACAGUUUAAAACUUGCAGGUCAUAUGGAUUCCUGUGCUUAUUCAAUAGUUACUAAGGUUGCACCUCUCUGUUGUGGAUUCUUCAGUACUUCUAACCUAGUCAGUAUCAUUGUUUUCUUUAUACCAUGUGACUAUCCAGCAUGAAAUAAGAGUGUUAGCAUCUAUUCCUUGUAGAGUAACUUGCUAUUUUUAUAUUUUGGCAGUGUAGCAUAUGUAUCUUAGGGUACGCUGUUGGUGAAGACCUUGGUAUUAUUCCUUCCCUGGGUUCACCAAUGCAGAACAGGAGUUGUGAUACGAAUCUAAGAGUCUUAGAUUCAAUCUAGAUUUAGGAAGAAUUUAAAGGGUGAAUCUUUUUGUUGUUUUAGCAUAUGUUAUAUAUGAAACCUAGUGAAAACAAAUCUUUUACGAUAAAGUCAUCUCUUAGUUAAUAUAGAACAGCAACCAUGGUGUGGUUUGGGUAGUUUGUGUUAAGUGUUGGUCAUCACAUCAUGUGCUUCUUUCAAGACAAAGUGUAUUUAUGUCAUGUAUCUCCUUUCUAAACUUUACCAUUCCCAGCUCUAAGUCUAUUUUAGCUCAAAAGCCCCUUUGAAAUAGGUAUAUUUCCUAUAUAGGGUAAUCUGGUUUGCAACAUAAAAACAGUUUUCUGCUGAUAUACCUGAUUUGAUAAUUUUACUGAUGUUAUUUUUUAAUCUAGACUUCCUUCAUAUUGAGAGCAGAGCCUUCAAAGUAUAACAGUGCUGAAGGAACAUCUGAAAGAGCACAAAGGCCUAAGUAUGUCUUUUAUGGUACAAGCCAUUCUCCUUCUCCGUAUAGCCUGCCUGUACUAUCUCAUUUAAAUGUAUUAGCAAAAUGUUAGUAAUUGCUACCAGUAGGAGGGAAUUACAAUUUAAUCACAGCUAUGUAUUUAUCUGUGGACUUGUAUGCAAUACAGGAAACUAUAAGAUAUGAUACAGAAAAGGCUCAACCUGCUCUGGCUGAAGUCACCUACAAAGCUGUGGUUAAAUUACAGGUUAUUAGAGUACAAAUUAGAGUAGCCUCAAAACUGUCACAUCUCUUCCAUCAUUCAGAUCAUGCAGAAUUCUCUGUCUGAUAUGCACAUAUUGUACAUAGUGUAAAAUUCUUGUUGGUCUUUAGCUCUCAUCAUGGAAUUAAUCCCAUGUUCACCUGUUUACCUUCAUUGCAGUGUAGCAGCAAUGUUUGUGGGAUGGAGAAGUGGUUGUUCAUGUUCACUGGUGACUGCUCCUCAGUUAACUGGGAGCAGAAAUGCUGCCUUGCUUCUCUCUGCUCUGCAGGAGGAGAGUUACUGCACUGUUUGUAAAUAAGCUCCUCAUUCAAAUCAAGCUUUCACUAUUUUUAUUUUUUUUUUCCCUCUGCUUCUCUGCACCUGUGUACAGAGUAUGCUCUCUAAGAAAAAUAUGUGCUCUUCCGAUGUCCUGUGACUUUGGAAGUCAGGAUUACAAGUGUGCAUCACCCUGCAGGGCAGUGAAAAUGCACUCUGUUGUUCUUGCAGGUUCAGGAGCAUUUUGGUUACAUCCUGCAGGAUGUAUCUGCUGUGGUUUAAAUUGUUUUUAAAAUGAAUACAAGUCUAAACAGCGGUAAGAAUCCACUGCUGAUUAUGUGAUGAUCUUGUCAUAUCUAUAAUUUAAGAACCAGAAAUAAUACAAGUAAAAUUAAGUUACCUCACUAUUUACAAGGCUUUUGUUGUUUUGCAUUUAAGUGACACCGUUUUACUCCUUUUACUCAAUUCUUUACCUAUAUUAAAUUAGUAGAGUAUAUAACCAUGCUCUAAUGUUGUCAUGCGAUACCUUUUUUAGUAGAUAACCACAUUAACUAUAGUAUUACAUAUUUAAAAGAGAGAUGGUUUUAACUCUUCAGCUCUUCAAAAGUAGUGGUAAUAAGUGGUUACACUCUUGGAUGGUUUCUCUUUUCCCUUUUGUAUUAGUAUUUGUUUUCACUGAUCUAUUUCAAAAAUUAUAUUUCUAUGUGCACAUUCUAAAACUGUGAAAAUAAAUACCAAUAAAUAUUAUGAUACUUAUCCAAUGCACUGUAAAGUUCUGAAUGAGGUGAGACUGUUUGGGAAUUGAUGAAGGUUUCCUCACUUCUCAUCAAUGGUAUAAAGCUAUACUGUGGGCAAAUGGUAAAAUUGACAGUGACUUGAAAUUUUAAUAGAGAAUCUCUUGUUUUGCACUUCUAGUACUAUUAAAAGAAAUGGUAUAUAUUUUUUUUCAGCAACAACAUUAGGAUAAUACAGUUUUUUGUUUGAGUAUUGUACAUUGCAGUACAUAAGAAUAGCCUUUUUGAAGAGAUUUAUGUUACAUCAUCACUAAAGGAUUCUUUAGUCUGAUUAUAUUUUAUUGAGCCCAUUUAAUAGCAACAAACAGUUUGGAAAUAUAUUCUAGGUUCUGUUUCACACUGCCAAACUGUAUCUGGACUUGCAGUUAUGCAACUGAAGGCCCUCACAAGGUUCCUGUGUCCUCCUCUGCGGGGAAUGAGGCUUUUCUUGUUCACUGAUGGGACAAGAUUGAGAGAGUUGGAAAAAAAAUAAAAUUGGAGGACAUGUUGUGCAAUAUGUGAAGUAUAAAUGAUCUUCAAAAGUGAAAAAAGAAAGGAAAUUGGAGGUUCACAGUUACUCACAUUAGCAAAUGUUCUGUGAUGGGCAUCUUCGAGAGGAGGUGGUAAUUAUUAACAAAGGUGAUUUGAAUUCUGUUUGAGUUUAUAAGUCACUGAGAAAAACGGGAUUUUUAAAAUAUUUUUUUUCCAAGCCAAAGUCUUUAUGUUGUCAUACAAAGUUUCACAGGAAACUGGGCCAAAGAAUACAAUUAAAUAUGCAAAAGGUUAAUCCUAUGGAAAAGGAUAUCCUGUCAUCCUGAUAUGCACAAGCAUAUUAAUGGUAAUAGGAGCAAUGCGUGUAAUUUUCCUGUAUAUUACUAUGUAGGUUGCACUAUUUUGAAUGAUACAAACCUGAUAUUUUAAUUACCAAAUAACAUAAGAAGCUGUUUAUUAAUUGUUUAAACUUGUUAACCUAAAUAUAUAUACAGUAUACACGUGUGCGUGCUUACACUUUCCCACCUAGCCAUGUGUGAGUAAUCUCCCCAAGCCGUAGAACACAUUUCAGCAGUGCUUUAUUUUAAGUGAUUCUCUCCUCUCCUUUCCAAACCUCCUAAAUCCAAACUCCCUAGAAACAUUUACUGAAGAGGCUAAAAGACUUUCUGGGGAUCAGGAGUGCCAGGACACGUGAAAAAACAUGUUAAAGGAGAGUUCCUGUCUGAAAGAGCUGGAAAUGAUGCUCGCUAUCAUUUCCAUCUAGCUAGGCAUGGGAAAAGGAUGUCUUCUCAUGCUGUUUUGAAGAUUCAUGGCCAGAGACGGUCUUUUGGCCCAAUGGUUCUGACUUUAAAAGCUUGUGUCAGUUUAUGUGACCCGCACCUGGCCAUUAAACACAUUGCUUAAAGCAGCUGAGGAAGGAUACUUAAAACCCAAAUCUUAUCAGGGAAGAUCAGUUGGUCUGUGUACCAGCGGCAGCCCUUGUGUUUGUCCAUGCAGACUGCACAGUUUUCAAAAUGGAUGUGGCACACAGAGGCAGUAUUUAGCAGUUGUGUUAGUCAAAAAUGUUUUUUUCUCAAUGCAUAGGCAUUUGAACUUGUUAUUACUGAUGAUGUGGAGAUCCUGACCAACAGAUAGUAGUAUUCAUCUUUUUUUUUUCUUAUUUUCACAUGAUUCAAAAUUUGUGAUAAAAAAUAUCUUGGCUUGAUGUAUUUGAAGUCAUACCUGAGCUUUUUUUUUUUUUUUUUGGUUACGUUGUCUUUAUGUGGCCUAGGUCUGGAUUCCAAAACACCUUUUGACUUAAACAGGGAUGUGUGAGUGAGUGAUGGCACAGCUGAUCCUUAGUGCAAUUCAUGCUCAGAAUUAAAAUACGAAAACCAAAUCUCAUGUUGCAAAAGUAUGGCAGUUGCAUCAUAUAAAAUUGUGUGCAGCUAGAAAUGAAACUUGUGCAAUUUUUAAUAACUGUUUACGAUUUAUACUUUACAUCAGCCUACUAUUUUGAAGUAGUCAUAUUCAUUUCAGAACAUCCAUUCUGCACUGAUGAAGAACAGCUCGAUCUCUCUGUCUUCACACCUCACACCCACAUACACAGUGUAUCUUGUGCCUUCCCUGUGAAAGCCAGAAGGUACAAACAGAAUUCAUUAAUGUGUUAGGCAGACUCCUACCUGAUUUUUUACUAAGUAUGCUAUUUUAAUGCAAAAUUUUGAACAUACAUGUAUAUAUAUAUAAGCUAUAUAUAAGCUUUUAUAUAUGUAUAAAGGUGGGGUUUUCUUUGGAGAAAUGAGGAGCAAGAGAAAAAUGCAGCAUUGUGAGAAAGAUUUAUUAAAAGUUUCAAGUAACACAUUGAUCUUUUGAGUUUGAUAGAAGCUAUUUGCAAUUGUACUCAAAAAAAAAAAAAAGAGAAAAAUUAGUAUUGGAUCUUUGGUCAUCAAGCUAAAGCUUCGGGUUAGUUUCUGUGUAUCUUGAGAAGAAUUCACAAUACUAGAUUUAGAUUUUGCUCACAAAGAAAAUUAAUUAUUAGUACACUUGGAAAAGUAUUUGCAUUCUGAUGGGGAAAAUAGUCCAAGUGUGCCAAUUUGUACUGGUUACACAGAACACUAAUCUACAUUGUGGUUGAAGAGAUAUGCAAUCCAUGAAUAACAUCUUACCAGAAAUCUUGGAACCACUUGAUUCCAUACACAGUAAAUUAAAAACCCUAUCACUUCUUUUAUUUACUAGUACAAUUUACUGUAACAUUCUCAAGAGUGUAAUAUUUCAAAACAAAGGGUAAGUCAUAAAAUUCCAAUUGCUAGCAAAGAACAGUAGAGGUUUGAAGUCCUCUUUUCACCUUGAGAAAUAAAUCAAGAUGUUACAGUAGAAGUAAAAGUACAUUGGUUAUGGAAUAAAGCAUAAAAAAAUUAAUUUUUAAGUGAAUCCAGAAUUUUAUGAUAAAAUUGAUAGUUAAAUGGAUUCUUCAAAAGAAAAGGUUUGGGGAAAAAGAGAAUAAUUAAAAACUAGUUUUGACAUUCCAAUUACUGCCUGUUUUAUUAGAUAGGUUUAGGAAAAUGAAAUUAUUUUUAACAUGCAAGUGUCUGCACAGACAAUUUAAACUGCCGUGCUAGGAAGUUAUGCGUACACCUGGCUAUCCCUGCAUCCAUCCAUCCAUCCAUGCCUUUAAAACCCUGGUGGCAGUAGGACUUCCCCAACAGCACACAUUGCAACUUGGAGGAGCUGGGAGUCAUACACUUCUCUCCUGCGUUAUGCAUACCGUCUCACAGCAGUUCACCCCAACCAUAUUUUAACCCUGUGCAUGACUGAGUGCUAAUACUGUAUAAAUAUUUUGAAACAUAUCUAAAAUAUAUGUUUGCUUCAAACUUUUUAUGAUAGAAGAAUAUAUAAUAUUAUGGUUGUCUUACAAAUUGUAUUGUGUUCUUCAUUUUUGUUAAAUAUGUAGAAAAACAUUAAGGGAAUGGGGGACUUGAAUGUCUGUGUGUACUGAAAUGUAUAUAACUAUUUGGAGAAAACACAUGUGCCAAGUAUAACAAGAUGUAAAAAAUGUAAAUAUAUGAAAAAUUCAUUUUUCUAAUAAAGGUAAUUUCUGCCAAUUGAUAUGAAAAUGAA